Grus americana (Whooping crane) is the source of this 1814-nucleotide messenger RNA. It is a transcript of the gene PTTG1, whose product is annotated as PTTG1 regulator of sister chromatid separation, securin. Gene Ontology annotation, biological process: chromosome organization. Lineage: Eukaryota; Metazoa; Chordata; Aves; Gruiformes; Gruidae. Bases 1163 to 1741 code for a protein of 192 amino acids. The transcript has 8 exons. Gene Ontology annotation, cellular component: nucleus; cytoplasm. The record is from RefSeq and is a predicted model, not a curated record.
ACGUCAAGGGAGGCAAAGGAGAGCGAUGCGUCUUCUGUGCCUCAACUGGCAUCGCCGUCUCAGCCUCGGGCAGCCAGGGAUGCCCGUGGCAAACCCUGCCUAGCCCUGAGCUAACGCCCUGUUACAGCAGCAGCCGAUCGGUACCAGAGCGAAGGGAGAGGCUGUGGUUUCGGCUGUACGAGCUCCAUUUUGUAAGGACUAAGUAUAUGAAGCCAACAAUGUUGCCUUGUGGUGAAAACAGACAUCAAAACCAGAAAGAAUCUUUUCUAUCAGGAAGAUCAGAACGCUGUAGUUUGUGCUAGGUUGGCGAUUAAGUUCACUCUGCCAUCUAGUGACAAAAUGCCACUUGACAACCUCUGGAAGACGGAGGCCCAACUGACGGGGACGAAGAGCAGCAGCUCUGCACACAGCGUCAGGACACGCUCUGUCGGGCCUUCCCCGCCCGCGCGGAGGGGGACACGGCCUCAGCCACUGCCGCAGGGCGGGCAGAGCCCGCGGACACGCCGGGGCUGCCGGAAGGCCCUGCCAGCCCGCCGGGGCCCCGCGCAACGCGCAAACCGGGGCCUACGCGUACCCCGAAGGCAAGAGGAACGCGGAAGCAGCGCCCCACCGGAGCCCAGGCCCGGCCCGCGAGGACGCAGAUACUUCCUCGGAGCCGAAAGCAGCUGCUCAGCGACCGUCCCCCGCCCCGGCAGCCGAUCCCCACGGCCCCCGGACACCCCCUACCUCCGCCGGCCUUGUUUACCAGCUAGGCCGCACCGCCACCCCACAAUGCACUGGCGGCCCCGCCUCCAGCUACGCCCCGGCAAGGACCGGUCACUACCGGGGCGGUGCCACGCCGUCACCAUAGUAACGCGGCGCCUGCCCCGCCCCCGAAACGCAGGGUGUGGAGCCGCGGGGUGGAGCAGGUGAGCCGGAGCGGAAGUGGCGCUGCUGAGCCAAUCGGCUGCUGCGCGUGAAUCGAGGCAGCCAAUGGGCGAUGCGGAGACGGUUUAAAACCUGCCGCGGUUGGGGUGCUGAGUACUGCGCUGUGCUCUCUGUGGCCGGGGUCGCUCCUGCGUCACCUGGAACGUGUCUGACUCUGUUCUUUGUAGGGGCCGCUGUCCUGCCUUAGCGCUCGGAGCUGCCCGGAGCUCUCGAGAGUGGUCUCAUCAGCCAGAAGAUGGCAACGCUAAUCCUUAUUGAUAAGGAGAAUGGUGAAGUUGGUGCUAAGAAUCAGCUAAGAUUCCCUUCAGGAUCCUCAAAAGUUUUAUCUGAAAGAACACAAGUUAACACUCCACUUCCUAAAAAAAUCAGUACAUCUCCAGCCACAUCUCUCUCUGUCAGAAAGGCUCUUGGAAAUGUGAACAGACCUGAAGGAAUCACAAGCAAGAUGGAAAAGAUAGGACCAAAAAAUCAGCCUUGUACUGCAAACAAAGUUACUGGAAAGACUGCUGGAUUAGAAAGCUGUGAUUCAGUGGCUGAAGAGGACUGGCCAGAAAUAGAAAAUAUGUUUCCUUUUGAUCCUAGAGACUUUGAGAGUUUUGAUCUUCCUGAAGAGCACAAAGUAAGCAAUAUCAACCUGCAUGGUGUUCCCCUCAUGGUAUUUGAAAGUACAUAUGACAGAUAUGUGAACAUGGUUCCUUCACCUGUGAAGAUCGAAGAAAUUUCAUGGGAGUCUAAGUUGCUACAAUCAACUACUGACUUCCUUGCUACCCUGGAUGAGAUCAUUGACAUGCCACCUCCAAAUUAUGACCUUUAAUGCAUAUUCUGAAGCUUUUACUGAGUUUAAAUUUUAUGUGGUUCUAGAUUUUAAUAAAGGCUAAUCUAACCUG